Trichobilharzia szidati is the source of this 6710-nucleotide messenger RNA. NCBI's taxonomy places the organism in Eukaryota, Metazoa, Platyhelminthes, Trematoda, Strigeidida, Schistosomatidae. The record is from the annotation of a GenBank genome assembly.
CUGUCGGAGUUUGUGCGCGGAAUGAAUUUUAUUAACUCUAGAGGGGGUACUGUGAUGAUGGGUAAUGAGUUACAUGUAAAUAUAUUACUUUUUGAUUGUGACAACGGGAGUGGAUUUUUCGUGCAUCUCAUUCAUUCUGUAAAUAAACUACGAUUAAUCCAAAACAUCCUUAUUUGCUUAUAAAACAUUUAUUAGAUAAACAACAUUUGGUAAUCUUCAGUAUUUGUUUAAAAUUUGCUAUGUAUCAUGCCCUCGAGUUCCCACCCAGUCUAUUAUUCUGGUCCAGAUAGUGUUAUACCCCAAGCACCUAUGUCAAUGCAAACAUACUACUAUAAAAAUAAUAUUCCUGCCUCCGGCUUGGGUCCUAAUCCAUCAACUACGACUCCCCGUGCAUCAGUUCUUCCUCAGCAAACAUCUGUAAACACGAACAAUCAUGUGGGCGUUCCCGGAUCCACUCGUUUGUCAUCCCAGUCACCCCAUUCAGGCUUCCCACAUACAAAUUUUCGAACUAGUCAGUCCAACGGUCUUCCUAACAAUCAAGAUGUGAUGUCAGUUUCAAUGCAUGCCCCACCAAAUUACUACUAUUGGCCGCCCGGGACUACAACUGGCACUAACACUACACCAUACAACUACAGUGACAUUUCGUCGCAUACAUACGCAACUCCUACACCAGUGUCUAAACCAAAUAACACUACAGCCAGUUAUUUGAAUCCUACUAAAAAUAGUUUAACCAACAAACACAAUACAAGCAGUCGACCCACUCAACAACUAAAAAGCACAACAUCCAAUUCAAGUAACAGGCCAUUAUGGAAAGAUCGUCCUCAUGUGGGAAAAUAUAGUUUAAUCCAAACUAUUGGUAAAGGGAAUUUCGCAAAGGUGAAACUAGCUCAGCAUCUUACAACGGGAAUGAAGGUUGCCGUUAAAGUGAUCGACAAAACAUUAUUGAAUCAUUCAAGUCUGCAAAAGCUUUUUCGUGAAGUUCGUGUCCUGAAAAGUUUAAAUCAUCCCAAUAUAAUAAAACUGUUAGAAGUCAUUGAAUCUGAAAAGCAUUUGUACUUGGUUAUGGAAUAUGCUAGUGGUGGUGAGGUAUUCGAUUAUCUUGUAUCUCAUGGUAAAAUGAAUGAAAAGGAUGCCCGAUGUAAAUUUCGUCAAAUUGUGUCAGCUGUACAAUACUGCCAUCAGAAAAUGAUUGUUCACCGUGAUCUAAAAGCUGAAAAUUUAUUGCUAGAUGCAGAGCUGAACAUAAAGAUUGCAGAUUUUGGUUUUUCAAAUUAUUUUUCCAAUUCACAAAAAUUGGAUACAUUUUGUGGAAGUCCACCGUAUGCUGCACCAGAAUUAUUUUUAGGACGUAAAUAUGAAGGCCCAGAAGUUGAUGUAUGGUCACUUGGUGUAAUCUUGUACACUCUAGUCAGCGGUACACUACCAUUCGAUGGUAAAAAUUUAAAGGAAUUACGUGAACGUGUUCUACGCGGCACGUACAGAGUGCCUUACUAUAUGACACAUGAAUGUGAAAUGUUACUGAAGAAAAUGUUGGUGCUUAAUCCAGCUAAGCGUAUCACAUUGCAGGAGGUGAUGAAUGAUCCUUGGAUAAAUCAAGGCUAUGAACACAGUGUAUUGAAACCUCAUACUGAAGAACCUGCCGAUUAUUGUGAUCCAGAACGUAUUGAUAUCAUGAUGCGUAUGGGUUUCAAACGUGAGGAUAUCCACGAUUCUUUAACGCAACAACGAUUCAAUAACAUCACUGCUACUUAUUUAUUAUUAGCUCGUUAUGACCCACGUGUACAUGGUCGACUACGUAGUCUACCUAGCACAUCUACUACCAGUUUGAAAUCAGACAACCCAUCAGCACGUUCACGUCAGACACCUGAAACACAAUCGAAUACACCUAACACAUCAAGGACGCACUUUCGAAAUUCACCAGUCACUCAACAUAAUUCACCAUCACAUAACAGUUUAGGUAUAACAUCCACGAAUACCACUAACUCUACAGCUGCUGCUACAGUCACCCAGCAUUCAUUGACGAAAGGAAUUACUACCCGUAUUAAUGAGUCAACUGGUUUAAAUAAUCGGCAUACAUCCACAGUCAGUCGAUCUAGUAAAGAUACAGUUACUACAACAACUACAGGAAAUCUAUUCGGAGACUCUUACAUGACAACAAAUGUUACUAUGUCGAACUGUAAUAAUGCAAACACUAGUGGUGGGACUCAUAGUAUUUCUAGCUCAGUACGCAGAUCUGCUACUGUAUCCGGUCCAGCCGAUGCCAGUCAGGCAGUAACCUCUUUAUCAGGGGUAUUGUUAAAGUCAUCUGUACUUCCUGCACUAAGUACUCAUUCCCCUUCAGUAUCACGAAAUGUGUCACCUCCCCCACCAUCCCAAGCACCUCCAUCUGAUGUUUCCCAUCAAAUUCCUGCGAGUCAGCCUUCAGUUAUUACUCUUCACCCGGCUUCUGUUACUGCUCAUUUAACACUUGCGAAUAUGUCUAACGGACCGUCUUGUUCACUUCCAUCAAAUUCUAAUUCAGUACCACCGCUUGUGACCUCCUUCUCUCGUCAUAAUUCUCGUCCGCGAGCUGCUACUCGUUCUUUUUCAAUUCAACCACAAGCCGUUGCUCCUUUAGCACUAGAUGAAGAAGAUGCUUCAAAUCCUGCAAAGUCUCGAAGAAAUCGUAAUCAAAAAUCUCCAUCAGUUGAAAAUAAAAUAAACAGUUGCAAUGGUUUAAUAAAAGAAUUAUCAAUUUCUUCUACUAGUUCCGAAGAUGCGAUCUCCGAUGAGAAAGAUUUAUACGACAAAGAUUCUGACUCUGAAUCACCAGGCUCUGUAAAGAUAUCUCGUUCUUCUCGUAAGUCUCAGAAAGGUAGACAUCUCAGUCGUACAAAUAAGAAUAAAACUCCUACAACAGUUGUAUCAGGAACAGUUGGUGGAAUGACAAUGCCUACAAGCGUUACACUAGCUGCCGCUCCUAAUACAAACUUCAAUAAUAAAAACUACUCAUUUUCUCCAAAAGAAAAACAGUUGCCUGAGGAUAAUAUAUCUGAAGAUAUCUCUUCAUCUAUCAAUCACAAUCACCGUCGGGAAAUAUCUCAGUUUAAUCGGGCUACUCCUGUUCGACGCAAAUCAAUCAGUACGACAAGGUCUAAUUGCUUCACAAACACCACGCUAACGAUCAACUCGAAUUCAACAUCUCUUAACGAAUAUCCGUCGACAACAGUCAAUAAUACUAAUAAUAAUGAUAAGGAAACUACGCCUGGUUCAACUGUUUCUUAUAAAAAUGCCAUUAAUCCAUCAAUAGCCAAUCGUGUUAAUCUGUACAAUGAGUUGAAUAAAAAUAAUACAUCGUCAUCUUCAUCAGAAUUAGAAUCAAAGAACAAAAUGAAAGAACAAAGUCAGCCAAGUGUGUAUCCUAAACCAAGAACAAUAUUUAGAUACCCUCCUAAUGCCGCUGAUAUAUUAAAUGAGUCGAAUCCUUUCCGAAUGGUGAAUGACAUAUCACUAACUGAUUCUUUGAACACACCACCAGCUGUCCCACCUCAUGGUGGUACUCGUUUACCUACACAACUGAAUUCUACAUCAGCUAAUCGAACAAUUCUAUAUAAUAAUAAUAAUAAUGGUUCACCCACCUAUAAUACAAAUCAAACAAAUCAGAUGUUAGCAACAAUUACUAAUACUAAUACAACUAACAAUAAUACUUCUUCUAUGAACUCUUUUGGUGCUACAAUAAGACGUCCUACAGCUCCUGUUCCACAAAAUUCACUAACGCCUAUUUCAUCUGCUCCUAUUAACACAGCGAUGCGUACAUCUUACGCUUAUCAUUCAUUACGAUUACCCUCUAAUACAACAUCUAAUACCUGUACCAAUGAAAUUCUUUCCCAUCAACUUGGUCGGACAAAUAAUCAACUAGUUCGUCCAUCAGUAACUUCUCUUUGGUCUAAUGGUAUUAGUGAGACUGGUACGGAUCAAUCACCUUCAAGUUCCCCUUAUGCAGCUGACUUAACAGAAAAUACUUCAAGCCUUCCGUUCAAUCGUAAUCUACCAGAGCGUUCAACAAUCCAGCACGUACCAACUGGUAGAGCUAGAGAACGUUUAGAAGGGACAUCAGGAGGUCCGCGACUCGUUCGUCACCCUGGAACACAAAGUAUCGCCCAUCCAACUACUGAAUCUCACCUUCGUUCAUCACCAGCUGGUAAUUCAAAUUUUUCUACACCAAGACCUAACAGUCCUGAUCUAUCAAUAUCCUCUGGAACGUCAUCUGUAUCUACAUUAAGUCAUCAUGGUGAUCGGACUGAUUAUGAUGAGGAAUCCCCAACACCAGAAAAUGAAAGACAUUCUGACAUUGAUAAUAAAAGUCAUACUAUCGGAUCUACUGUUCAGCCAUUUACUCGAAAUUUUUCUGUUCGUCCUUCAGGUCAUCGACUUGAAAAUGAUGCAGUUCAUAAUCAUUCUAAUAAUAAUAAUAAUAAUGGGGGUAUCAACAAUUUUUUUCGUACCUUAACAACUCGAAUAUCUAGCAGCAAACUGUUUCGAAGAUCUGCCGUUCUUCAACCCGGUUUAUUGUUUAAUUCUCCUGAUAACAAGAUUCCCAAUAUGAAUGAUCCUAAGGAUCCAGAUAUGAGAGUGGCACCUACAAUGGAGCUUGACAAACUGGCAGUUACAUGUGGUAGCCCUGCACCGGAGACGUGUCACAAGAACAGUUCUAUAAGACUUCCACGUAGUCGCAGUGGAGUAACUCCACAUCGCGCUACUCCACAAGGAUCUCGAAGACUAGCUGAUUUCAGUACAGUUACUGUUGAUGAACGCUCAUACAGAAAGAAUAUUGAUACAGAAACUCUCAGUCGUAGGAGGAGGAGCAAAAACGAAGUCAACGCUGAUAAUACCGGGUCAAUGUGUCGGAGACGUAGUCCGAUUUCUCGGGAUUCACGUUCACAGUCCACCCACCGUUCAUCUUCACGACAUGAUGAUGGCAGUAAUUCUAGGCCUACACCUCCUCCUGUUCCUAUGCGAAAUGCGACUGGAAUGCCUAGUUCAAGUCAGAAUAAAUCCCCUCCAUCCGGAAAUGACAACUCAGUUUCGAACAACGCUGUAACUGACAUCACUCUUGGACGAACGCGUAGUUUAAGGUUUAUGUUUCGUAAGGAAACUGCUAGUCGACGUCAGAUAGAGGAAAUGAUGUUGGACAUGAAACAGAUUCUAAUCAACAAUAACAUUGACUUUGAACAAGUCGGUGAUUUGAAAUUACAGUGUGUUUACGGAGACCCUUCACGAGCAUGUCAGAUACCCAAUUUAACAACUCAUAAUCAAAGUUCAAAAAGUACUAACAGAUCAUCACGUUUAACUGAUCGUGUUGAAAACAGCGUUGUACAUUGGGAAAUGGAAAUUUGCAAGCUUAAUCGAGCUGGGGCGAAUGGAGUGCGUUUCAAAAGAAUCAGUGGAUCAACAUCUGAUUUCAAGCGUAUUGCUAAUAAACUUGCCUCGGAUAUGGAAAUCUGACUUAUACACAAAUAUGCAUAUACAUUAUAAAUAGUUAUACAGAAACUAUUGCAUUUCUCUUUAUUUAGCUGAAAUAGAGCUACUAAUCAGCUCAUUCGCUGUGUAUGCUUAAAUCCUUUUUUGUUUGUAUGUAUAUUUCAUACUUUAAUUUUUAUGCAACAGUGAUCAGCUGUCAACAUAGUUUAUUUGGCGUACAAAAUCAGCAAUAACUCAACACAUACACACACACACCCUACAUCUCUCUUGCCAUCGCUCCUUAUAGAUCAGCAGCUGCUUAUUAUUACUAUUAUGAUUAUUAUUUAUACUUUUUUCCCCAAUCACCUUCAAGAAACAAAAUAUGCUGAAGAUUAUGAUACAUGGUAAUGAACUAUGUAGUGCAUUGAUGGAAAAUGAAGCUGAAUGAUUAUUUUCAAUCUCGUUUUACUUGUACCACUCACUGGUUCUGAAAAUAAUAUCAAGACAUUAUUUGUUUCUUUUUUCUUGUUUAUCAUAUCAAUGGAUAAAAUGGGGGGGGGUGGAAAUAUGGUUAGAUAAAUGUGUAUGUUUGUGUUUUACAGGUGAAUAAUACAUCUUUUUCAAUCCUCUUUUAUCAAAUCUACUCACUGUUUUACAUGCUUGCGACAGUAACAGUUAUCAGCUCUAGUAACACAAAGAGGAGGAUAUUAUUGAUGCUACUGAUACUUGAGAAAUGAUAUUUGUCUGUUUGGUUGUUAAUUUUGUUUUUUGGAAUAUUCUUAGUUAAUUUGUUUAACUACCCUGUCUCUGAAUACCAUUUUAUUAUGCUUUUAUUUUCCCCUUAAGGCAAUGCCUUUAUCAAUGGUUAUUUUGUUUGUUUGUUGGUUUCUUUGUAUGUUGAAAAUUAUUUAUCUACUAAUCAUAGAGAGAUAUGAUGUGUGUGGGUGGUUUACUGGAAAUAGAAGAAGUCGAAUUAAAUUUCCUCCCAAAUGACAAGGCAGACACACGUUCAUUUGCAUACAUAUAAUUACACAAAUAAUGAACGCUAUUCCAGAUAAUAAAUUAGCUCAUAAUUUUAAACAAACUGAUCUUGAUUUUUUUUUUUAACGAAAAAGAAUAAAAUGUAUUCAUUGAUUAAAUUAGUGGGAGAAAAUGCUCCAUACUUCUUUUAUGUGUUAUUGUUCGGUAUUACAAUAAUGCUUAGUGAAAUGGAUAUUUAGAGUGAUGGGUUAUCUUUCAUUUUGGCAAUCGAGAGGAUUAUUUAUUCACAA